This is a messenger RNA of Chaetomium strumarium, 1071 nucleotides long. RefSeq lists its product as uncharacterized. Lineage: Eukaryota; Fungi; Ascomycota; Sordariomycetes; Sordariales; Chaetomiaceae. The record is from RefSeq and is a predicted model, not a curated record. Bases 1 to 1071 code for a protein of 356 amino acids. The transcript has 4 exons.
AUGUCUUUCACGUACGGCAGCAAAAACAUCAGCACCCGGGCGCUCCUGGAUGACGAGGUCGAGGCGAUCCUUGACGAUGAGGAUACCGGAGAGCUGAAAAGUCAAGUCCAUUACCACGACGGCGAGAUUCGCCGUAAGGGCUAUACGGUCGCGUUUCGUCGCCUUGUCGAGGUCCAUGGCGCCCUCGACAUGCCCCCCGAGACACAGAGCUUUGGUGCUUCCAGCCCGCUGGACAACGGAACAUAUGAGCCGGCUGCGGAUGGAGACGAGUACUUCCAGAAGCUCGUCAUCGAUGUCAAGAAAACAUCCAAUUCUGAGGCCGGCAUAGGGUUGCAUGCACCCACUGGAGCGGAGGGGACCCUCAAAUCCAGUUGGGCUACGGAGAAGAGCUUCGAGAAGCGUCGACGUCUCAAGCUAUCGAGCACGUCGACAGGUCUUCACAAGGGAACCGACACGGAGGUGACCUUUGAACUUACGCCCGCGUCCGGAGAAGACGGGAUCGGAGACAGUCUCGCGGUCGCCUUGGUUGUCCAGCGAUCACCCGGAACGAACUUUUACAUUGUUGCCAGGGCCACUGCCAGCGUCAACGCACGACUCAAGGACUUUUUGCCCAAAGUCCGUUCGGGCCCGCAUCGACGGGAGCGACGAGGCAGCUAUGCCCAGAGGAGGUUGACGCUAGAAACUUACGACAAGCCUCCAGCGACAUCCUCAAGGGUCUGGGAUACGUCCACGUGGCCGAGAAGGGAAGAGAGAAGCUAUUUUGUGCAGCAAGCAGCUGUACCGGAUCCCGUCACGGCGUCCAAGUCGGCCAACCGUCCGGCGCCACCACCCCACGCCCUGGAAGCAGGUUUGAAGCAUACGCAGGCGGACGGACGUGGUGGAAGCACUGCGUUGCAGCCCGGCCGCUCCUUGUUUGCCAUCCAGACUUCGCGGGCAGCAAGACACCGGCUUAUGUCAGCACACUAUCAGAGCCUGGCACAGCUGCACCAGGAGGAAGCGGAUGAGGUAGAGAGCCUGUUGGAGAUGGUGUAUUUAGGCCAGGCAACGAACUCUGCCCUCUUCCAAAUCUAG